AUUUAAGGGAAAGAAAACAUUUUUUUACGCAAUUCAGACAAGCUACUCGAAUAGUCAUGAACGCUGCAGAGCAGAUAGAAGAGCAACGGACGGAUCAGUUAACGGACCGCCUAAAAAUGGAUCUACUGAACGUGGACUUUAGCCAAAUAAACAGAACCAGUGCAAAAAUUCAUCCAGAAUGGGAAUCACUGUUGCGAUUGACACAAGUAAGAGUCACGGAAGAACUGGGACCAGAAUUUAAGUUGAGCAAGGACAUAUCGCAAUUCUCUUUGUACAUGUUUCCGUCGCUGAGCUUCGACUUUGUCAGCAGCAUUUUUCUAUACAAUAUGGCUGGCUUUUUGUUAGACGAUUGGCUGGACAAAUUUCCUUCUGAUAAUGAAAAAUGGAUUCAGCAAUUGAGAAACAAAAACUUUCCGGGUGAUGGCAAAAUCGACAAAUGGUGGCAGAUGGCAAUAAAAGUUUGCAGAGAAGUAAUGGGUGAAAUUGCACUAACGCAACUUUUGGAUCUUUUCAUAUGUGCCAUAAGCAAAGCUGAUAAAGUUAACACAAUUUUUAUUGGGCAAGCUUCGUUGUCUGAUAAGGAUUUCGUGGAAUUAAGAUGCGUUGAUGCAGGAGCAUUCCACCAGUUUUAUCUGAUAUUGGCAGGAGUCGGAAAGCAGCUCACUGCUGAAUUGGUACAGGAUCCGAAUUAUCUGGGAUUGAAUAAGCAGGUAGCAAUUCAUGCGGCGAAUAUCAACGAUUUGUAUUCACUUCGAAAGGAGGUUCGUGACGAUCUUUACCGAUAUAAUUACGUGUAUGUGAAAAUGAUGAACAACAACCUCUCUGCACAAGCGGCAGUGGAUGUCAUAAUGCAAGAAAUACGCGACGCCGAGAAAAUGGCUCGAGUGUACGGCGAUAGAAUAAAAGAAAUGAAUGAUCCGCAGUUGUCGUUGUAUGUGGAUGGAAUGUACGAUGUAAUGGCUGGAAAUCAUUACUGGUCCACAUUUUGUAAACGUUACAAUGACGUGUAAGUCCAGAAAAUAACUGAAAAAUCCUUAAAAUCCUGGAUUUUAGAGAAAUGAAAAGAUGGAAGCGAUAAGAAAGGGAUUUUUUUGCCUCUAUUUCUUUUUGACCUCAGGAAUGCAGUUUAUGUAAGAGAUCCCUGAAAUAUCAUCGAAAAGUGAGCCCUAGCUGUAAACAGAAUAAAAAUAGUACAUUUUUUUACGAGUGACGAAAAGUUGAAUUUUUCGGCUCCGCCUCGUUAGGACAAGCUUACGACGCGUACCGAAAAAUUCAACUUUCAUCACGAGACACAAACGAUGAUGUUUGUGCUUGAAAACUGAAAUGAGACGAAACCACAACUCCAUUAACAUAGAAAUAACUCUACAGCCAUUUCAACAACACAGCAUACUUGAUCGCGGCCGGAAAAAUAUAUGUGAAAAUCCAUUUUCGUCCGGAGAGAGCAUCCGAGAAAGUAUUUUCUUGGCCGCAAAUACCUCUGUCUGAGAAGUACAGAAAAAUUGAACUUUCGAUCGUAGAAUGCUUGUCGAAAUCCGUCGAAUUUCAGUCUUCUUCAAGCACAAAAAAUCAUUUUUCGAUGGUAUUUCAAUUUUUUUUGAGUAAGCAUUUCUGAAAUCAAAUGACAAAGGACGACCACCGGUUACAGAACUUCGAUUCUCUUCUAGAACGUGACGAUGGUAAGGGCUUUUUCAUGUUUUUUUAGUUGUCUUCUGGACUUUUGGGAUUAUAUAUAUGGCUGCAGGUCAGUUUCUUAAAUUUUACUUCAUGACAUCUCGUUCCAGCACUAGAUCUUUCGAUUUAUAUAAUUGUGACCUAUAGACGGUAAACUUAUAAAUUGUAUUUUAUAAGUGGCGCGACUCACAACUUAUGACUUACAGCCACCUGACUUAUAACUAACACUAACUUAUAACACCAGGUAUUAGACAGUUUGUGCAGAUGACGUAUAAUUUAUAAGUCAACUUAUAUUUAAGUUGGAAAUUAUAAGUAACCUUCCAGAGCUUCUUGUAUGAAGAUGUGACUUAUAAUUUCCAACUUAAAAGUUGAUUUUUGUUAAUUAUAAGUCAGUCGUGUUCGUUAACUUAUUCAUACUUUGUUGGUGAGCGAAAUUAUUGUCGUUGUCUGGGCCGUAAUUUUUCUCCACUUUUUUUGGUUUGAAGCGUUCCAUUCUGUGGAAAAACUGCAUUUUUUCUGGUAACAUUUUUUUUGAAGAUUUAGAAUUAAAUUAAAAUAAUUUUUCUACAAAUUAAUCUACAUUGAUUGUAUUGUGAAAUAAUAAAAGUGUAAACAACGA
This is a messenger RNA of Bradysia coprophila, 2290 nucleotides long. Its product is annotated as terpene synthase 1-like. NCBI's taxonomy places the organism in Eukaryota, Metazoa, Arthropoda, Insecta, Diptera, Sciaridae. Gene Ontology annotation, molecular function: terpene synthase activity. The record is from RefSeq and is a predicted model, not a curated record.